AGGGACUACUGUAGGUAGAGAAAUGUAAACUUGCUGUACAUGCAGGAAACUUCCUCAUCAUCCGAUACCGCGGCAUUUAAUCAGAGGUAAGAUACACAAAUGAAAAAAUGCCACUUUUUGGGAAAAUUGUUGUUAUCAAGAGAAAUGGGACUGAUGGAACUCAUUUUCCACUCACUGCAAACUCUUGUUUGUUUGGAAGGAAAAAAGAAUGUGAUAUUCGAAUCCAGAUGCCUCAGGUUUCUAAAGAACAUUGUAAAAUUGAGAUCAAUGAAAAUAAGGAGGCAGUGCUGUUUAACUUGAGUUCUACGAAUCCAACACAGCUAAAUGGGAAUCAAUUUCAGGAUCCCAAACACUUAAAUCAUGGGGAUGUACUAACAAUUAUUGAUCGUUCUUUCAGGUUUGAAUAUCCACCUCAUCCACUUCCUCAGAAGAGACUUUCUAGAUCUCAAGAGAAGGAAACAUUACAGAUUCUUCAUGUUCAGCAUAUGCAACAGGUGGAGUUGCUGCAUCCUCAAAACUCAGAUUAUAAAAGCUCUCCAAUUACUGGCAAGAAGCUUGAAAUUCAUCCUCUUAGCAGCAAUGAGAAAAGAACUCAAGAACAAUACAGUACACCUGAAUUUAAGUAUAAAAUGCACAACACUGAAGAAACAAAUGAAAUGUCUCCUUUUAGCAAACUUUAUGAAUUAAUGAAACAUGAAGGUGGUACAGACAAUAUAAAGGAAGAUACUGGUAAUGAGACCUUGCUGGAAGAUGUAUUACAUUCAACAUCUAGGAGGUCCUCAGUGAGUCAAGCAAAGCUGACUAAAGGUGAACAUUCUGAAGAUAGCAAAAUUCAAGAAAAGGGUGGUAUAAUAGCAAAUCCAGUGCCAAUACUCUUUGAAGAGAAGAACUCUGAAAAAUCAUCAAGUAUUCAAAGCUGUGGUAUGAAACAGAAACAAGAGUGUGACGGUACAAAUCAGUCAGAUGUCAAGGACAUAGAAUAUAAUGAAGUGGGGAAAAGCCAAAUAAUCAAAAGUGCUAGUAACUAUGCAUGUUUUAAAACAAAUCGGCAGAAUGCACAGCAUUUCCCUGAAUCAUGUUGUAUAGUGUCAUUGGACUAUACAGAAAAGGCUAGAUGCCUUAACAAGAUUAAUUUAACAGAUGCUUUCACAUCUGUAGAAAAUAUUUUGCCCAAACCAAAGUCUAGCAGAGAUUGUACUCAAAGUUAUUCCAGUCCAUGUUCUAAAAACUCUCGAAGAUCUUCAAAGUCCAGAAGGUCAUGGGUUGAAAUGGAUUCACUGAACAGAACAAAGAGCUCUGGAGAAAUGGAAGAGCAUUCUGUACAAAUUAGUACAGAGCAACCUGAAUCUGAUGUUUUGAUUGAAAAUGUAUAUUCUAAAACAAAUGAAAAUAGGGAACUGGUCACAGAAACAACACAAAAUCUGAAAGAUUCAGAAGAUGGAAAUUCUAGUACUGUUUUCAGUUCACUUCAUUUUAAUACUAGUAAAAACUGCAAUAGCAGUAUUGAACUAAAUAAAAAUGUUUCAAAAGAAUAUUCUUGUGUAGAGGCAAUAGGUACAGACAAAUCAGUAAUAAUCCCUGCAGAUCCUUCCCAAACUAGUGGAAUAAUGGCAAAUCAGAUACCUGAAAAAAACCUGGGAACAGGCUGUCCUACAAAUGAGAAUAAAAUAAAAAUAUCAAUAGAAGGCCAUGAGCAGAAUGUUAAUAUGAAAAAUAACAUACCUGCUUUUUCCAGUUCUUAUGAAAGUAAUGUCCGAAUAUCAGCUAAGGAUGAUGCUGUUUUUGAAAUGAAUUUGUCAUCUCCACUUAAAGUAAUCAAAAAGUCAGAGGCUAAGAAAUCUCAAAAGCGUAAAGGUACAGAACUAGAUUUACUAGUCCAACCAUUUGGAAAGAGGAAGAGAGUUUCUUUUGGUGGCCAACUGAGUCCUGAACUCUUUGAUAAGCGUUUACCUCCAAACUCGCCACUUAAAAAGGGGGCCAUUCCAGCAAGACUAAGCAUGCCGUUUGGAAACUCACCUCGAGCAGUUCUGAAAAAGACUUCAGAAUUAAGGCAGGCUCUAAUAAAGGGUUCCUCUGAGAGGAAGCAACAGGAAAAUACUGUGCCAAAGCAGGCUGCCUCACAUAGUGUGCUGCAAAGACAAGAAUGCUUCUUUGUUCCUCAUGUUGCAAGCCAAUCUUCCAAGGAUGAAAAAGCCACUGCACAAGAAAUGCAUGUGAAUAGGUUAUCCACUGAAGUUAAAAAAACAGAAUGUGACGAACCAGAAUCUAAAGCCCUUCCGUCAUUGAGGAGGAGCAAACCAAAUACGCCAAGGAGAAGUUCUAUGCUUGGAAAAGGUGGAGCUAUGGAUGAAGAAGUUACUGCACAAGAGAUGCAUGUGAAUAGCUUAUUCACUGAAGUUAAAAAAACAGAAUGUGACGAACCAGAAUCUAAAGCUGCUUCAUCAUUGAGAAGGAGCAAUCCAAAUACUCCAAGGAGAAGUUCUAUACUUGGGAAAGGUGGAGCUAUGGAUGAAGAAGUCACUGCACAAGAGAUGCAUGUGAAUAGCUUAUUCACUGAAGUUAAAAAAACAGAAUGUGACGAACCAAAAUCUAAAGCUGCUUCAUCAUUGAGAAGGAGCAAUCCAAAUACUCCAAGGAGAAGUUCUGUACUUGGAAAAAGUGGAGCUAUGGAUGCUAUUCGAUCUAAAAUACGAAGUGGUGCUUCUAAAGCCAACCUAAUAGUUGCAAAGUCUUGGGCAGAAGUAGUGAAACAAGGUGUCCCAAAACUACAACUGAAGUCUGCUUCAAAACAGGGCUUUAAAAGAUCAGCAAAGAAGAUGCCUUCAAAAUCAUCAAAGAAUACCAAUUUAUUAAAAACACCAGAAAGAAAAAUCAGCGGUCACUUUACAACAGGCCAUGCAAAUUCUCCUGCUCCAGUUGUGAUUGGAAAAGCUCAUACUGGAAUUGUGAAUAUAACUGCACAAAUUCCUAAAGUGGUGAUCAAUUAUCCUUUGAAACAGCAUUAUGACUUCAGUGAAAGUUUUACAGGGUUGGCUGAAAUGUUCCACACUCCACCAACUGGAAAAGAGAAAAGUUUUGUACCAGAAACUCUGACAUCAAAACCAGAAAUUAUGUCAGAAAUGAAUGCAUCAGAAGAUUAUGAAAAAAAGUCUGUUUUGGAUUUCAACAUUUCAAGCCAAAAAACACAUUACAAUCAAGAUGUAACAUCCCCAGUUUUGGAAGAAGUUUCACAAAUAUCCAUUCCUGACCAGGGUAAUUUAAAGAUGACUAAUGGAGAAACAAGUAUUAAAAAAUAUAUUGAAGAAGAGAAUUUAUUGGUGUCACUAAAUGAAAGAAAUAUAAUGGGAAUAGAAGAAGAAAACCUACAACAAGAAUCAGAGCCAGUCAAAUUGCUUUUGGGAGUCAAGAGACUCUUGAAGACACCUGAGCAAAACUUGGAAUCCGUGGAGGCAUUUUCAGGGGUCAAGACACUCUUGAGGACAUCUGAGAAAAAAUCUGGACCUGUUGAGGUGAUUUCAGGGGUCAAGAGGCUCUUGAGGACACCUAAGCAAAAAUCAGAGCCAGUUGAGGCACUUUCAGGGGUCAAGAGGCUCUUGAGAACACCUAAGCAAAAAUCAGAGCCGGUGGAAGCACUUUCAGGAGUCAAGAGGCUCUUGAAGACACCCAAGCAAAAAUCUGAACCUGUUGAGGCACUUUCAGGAGUCAAGAGGCUCUUGAGGACACCUAAGCAAAAAUCAGAGCCAGUUGAAGCACUUUCAGGAGUCAAGAGGCUCUUGAAGACACCCAAGCAAAAAUCUGAACCUGUUGAGGCACUUUCAGGAGUCAAGAGGCUCUUGAGGACACCUAAGCAAAAAUCAGAGCCAGUUGAAGCACUUUCAGGAGUCAAGAGGCUCUUGAAGACACCCAAGCAAAAAUCUGAACCUGUUGAGGCGCUUUCAGGGGUCAAGAGGCUCUUGAGGACACCUAAGCAAAAAUCAGAGCCAGUUGAAGCACUUUCAGGAGUCAAGAGGCUCUUGAAGACACCCAAGCAAAAAUCUGAACCUGUUGAGGCGCUUUCAGGGGUCAAGAGGCUCUUGAGGACACCUAAGCAAAAAUCAGAGCCAGUUGAAGCACUUUCAGGAGUCAAGAGGCUCUUGAAGACACCCAAGCAAAAAUCUGAACCUGUUGAGGCGCUUUCAGGGGUCAAGAGGCUCUUGAGGACACCUAAGCAAAAAUCAGAGCCGGUCGAAGCACUUUCAGGGGUCAAGAGGCUCUUGAGGACACCUAAGCAAAAAUCAGAGCCGGUUGAAGCACUUUCAGGAGUCAAGAGGCUCUUGAGAACACCUAAGCAAAAAUAUGAACCUGUUGAGGCGCUUUCGGGAGUCAAGAGAAUCUUGAAGACACCCAAGCAAAAAUCAGAACCCGUGGAGGUGCUUUCAGGAAUCAAGACCAUCUUGAAGACACCCAAACAGAACAUGGAUGUAGAUGAUGUCUAUACUAAAUCUGUGGUAUCUACUGAAGAAGUAUUAGCAAACAUGGUUGGAAGUGUUACUAAAAAGAAAACAAAGCAGAGAAUGCAUCCUAUGGAAGAUACCAAUAUUAAUAACAUUACUGAAGAAUUUAAGGAAACUGUGAAGCCUAUAGAAGAUGGAGAAAGUAUUCAGUUGAUGACACAAAAGCAAAGAUUUGAACACAUAAACAAUGUGGUUGGCAUUUGUCAGAGAUUGAAAACAUCAAAACCAAAAUCUAUGCCAACUGAUGACUACUUGGAAUUGCAGAAGUUUAUGACUGAAUCUAAAGAAAGCUCCAUAAGUCCUGCAAUAGAUUAUACAGGUGUCAAAGAAAUGUUGGACACUGAAAAUGAGCAUAAUGCUGAAUUACCAGAAUCUGUGAAUCUUAUGGAAGAAAAUGGAUCUUAUAUCACUUCCAGAAAUCAACUAGAGUCUGUGGAAAAUGUGUCUGGAAGUUGCAAAGUGAAGCUGGAAGUUACAUUUGAAAGAGAAUCUCAUUUUCCAGUAACAAAAAAUAACAGUAGUAGUGUUCCGAAACAUGUAGGUCAUGUUGCAUGUAAUUCAUUUAAUGAAUUAAAAACAGAGUUCAACGAAGAAACAACUAGAGCAGUAUAUCUCUCUGAAAGCUAUAAGCCAGAUGGAAUGAGUUCCAAAAAUGAAGCCAAAACUGAUUUUGUGAAGGAAGCAGCUGCAAAUCCUGAUGCAUUAGAUACAGAAAAGCUUGAAUCACUUCCUUUGGUUAGAACUAGGAGAAGGAAAAUAAAUGACCGCAGUUGUGCAAUAUAUACAAAGAAGAUUCAGAGGCCUACAAAGAAUACCCGUAGACCAAGAUCAGCUAACUGUGAACAAACCAGUGAGAGUUUUGACAACCAAACAGAACUAAAUCCAAUGGACAAAUCUGAAAGCAAUUUUACAACAACUGAAACCAAGACCAAACAGUCUCAAAGAGGAAGACCAAAGAAGCUGCCUGUUAAAACAAAUGGGAAUAUAGGACCUGGUAACAUAAGCCAUACUCAGCAAUUACAAAAACCUUCAAAGGAAACAACAGUGGAAGAACAGUCUGUAAACAGGAAAAAAGUGGCAACUAAAAGAAAUGGAAAAAUUGAAGCAAAUAUGGAUUUGGAAGAAAAUGGACCAACCCCAGAAAAUGAAGGUGAUUUAACUGCCAAGAUAUGGCUAAGGUCUAGAAAUGUAAAAAAGAGUGCAAGUGACCUGAAUACAAAGUUUGACGAAGGUAAAACUAAUAAUGCAUUGUCAGGGGAAGAAAGUAUUAAAAGAAAUAGGAGAGGAAAGAACGCUGUAAUACAAUCAAACCCAGAAACAUUAAUCACAACUUUUAAUGAACAUAAGCAAGGAAGAAAAAAAUAUACAGUAUCCAAAAUAAUUAAAACGGAAACUUCAGCAAAUAAUCUAACAGUAACGAAAGAAAAUUUAGUGAGGAAGGGGAAGGGGAAAAAUGUUCAUUUUCUACUUAAAAGUGACUUUAAGGUUUCUGAAGAAAAAUGUGUACUUAGAUAUGAGGAUAAUGCUCCUGAAGAAGAAGAAAGUGCAUUUCUUGAAAGCUCUGUUUCUCCAAAAGAGAAUACAUCACAAAGUUGCAAAAGAAAAGCUGUUCCUGUUGAAACACAACUAAUUUGUAUGUCUUAUUUUAAAGAGAAACGCACAUUAGAGAACUGCAGAGACAGCCAUAAACAAGAUAUACAUGUGUCUUUUAAAAAUGUAACUCCCGAAACAAAUCUGCCUGCAUUUAACUCUAGUUUUGUCCAAGAGAAAUCCAUGCUGGAAAUUCAAACUGAAAGCAUUUCUACUGAAAUUCCAAAGGUUCCCUUGGAAAGCAUGCAAACUCCAGCAGAGCACAAUCCAGUCAGAAGAGAAAAGCUAGCAAAAAAGUAUCUGCCCAGCAGAGGUAGAGGCAAAAAAACCAUUUCCAGCCCCUCUAUAGAAAGUGACAGUAAAUCAGCCUUUGAUGUGAAAGAGGAAAAUCAGCCAAAAAGGGGCAGAGGGAGAAAAAUGGUUCAAAUGCUCCCCAAACCUAUUCCUUUGGAAAAUACUGCUUUUGGAGAAGAGGAUUCAACAAUAAACAGCUUCCCGUCUGCCCAGGGAGGAUAUUCUUUGCCACAAAUUCAAGAUGAGACUGUAAAGGAAGCUGAAGAGAAGCCAUUAGAAAAUGUGCAAAUUCUUGAAAAGUAUAUUCCACCAAAAAGGGUAGUAAAAGAAAAUCCACCCAGGAGAGGCAGAAGCAAGCAAGUUAAUAAAAUUUCCAGUAAUGAGGCAGCUGAUGUCCAGGACCCAAAUAUGGUUAUCAACCAAGAGGAUAAUCAGUCCAGAAGAGGAAGAAGGAAAAGGAGUGCUCCAGAAUCCUCUUCACUGAAGAGCCAAAGGACAGUGAAAGAAAAUCCACCCAGGCAAGGCAGGCACAAACAAACUAUGUCUGGUGAAAUAUCUGCACAUUGUGACAGUACAGAGAUAACUGCUAUAAAAGACCAAAAUAUAGUUGGCAAAAAUGCUUGUCCUGCAAAAGAGAAUCAAUCAAAAAUGAGUGGAAGAAGAAAAAUCACUCUUGUGUUUCAGAAAACCCUUUCUCCUGUCAAAAAUGACACUUUUCAUUUGCUAUCACCAAACAAAGGGAAACAUUCAGAUGAACAGCCUACUGAAGGUUUGAAAACUGCAAAUAAUGCAAAUGAGAAUUUAUCACAUAAAUGUAGAAGAAGAAAAGCAGAUGAUGAAAUUUCAGCAAGCUCAGUUUCUUCCUGUAAAAUUGCUAAAUUGAUUGAUAAUGACAUUCAAGAAAACAGAACAAAAGAUUUAGAACAUGUAGCAAAACAGAAUAUAUCCAGAAGAAGUAAAAGAAAACAAUUAACACCUUACGGAACUGCAACAGAAAGGAUUGAUGAACUAAGAAUUAACAGUAAAAAGACUGAACCAGUAACAGAUAAAGUGGAUCCUUUAGAAAAUAGUUUUGAAAAAAAGCACCAGUCAAAGAAGCAAAGAGAAGAAACUACUAUUGCAUCACUAGUUUCUCCCUCUCUGAAAGUGAGCAUCACUUUGUCACCAUUAUCUUCUGCAGAUGAAAAUCAAAGUGGAAAUCGCAAAGAUUCCAUUGAAAAAGGGAAAUUAGCAAAACAUUCUGGUACAUAUAAUAUAAUGACACGUUCUGUCAGAGGAAAAGGCAUGGUUCAAAAAGAAGAGUUUUUUCAUGAAAAGGAAAACAAAGAUUACAAACAGAAAACAGCAAUGGCAAGCGAGAACAAUCAAAGAAGAGGUAGAAGAAAAAUUAAACUUGAGGCUGCUGUUUCUCCUUCACUUAAAGAAAAAUGCAUAUUGCCUACAGGCAGUGAUAUUGUUCCUAAUGACCAAAUUAUGAUUCUAAAUAACGUUUCUAAUAAAAAAGUUUCUUUAAUGGGCAAGGGACAGAACAUUCUUAAAAUGAAAACCAUGACCCAAAACACCAAUCAAGGUAAUUCAUCUAAUUAUGACCAAAAUAAAAAUGUGGAGCACUCAAAUAUGCUGGUGCAAAAGAGUUCAUCAAAACGGGGCAAAAGAAAAAUUAACAGCAAUUCAGAAACAAAUGUCUCUCCUGACACAAUGAAAAAUGUAUUUCCAGAAAAUAAAUCAACAAUAUCUAAAGCAGAAAACACUGGAAGUGUAACGGUGCAAACAAGAGGAAAAAAGAAAAUGAAAGAAGAGAAUACCACCCUGGUGACCAAACUGCCUGGAGAAACAGAAGGCAGGACAAGAGCAAGCAAAAGAAUAAGAAAAUAGAUUUGUCUGAAACUGAAGUUAACAAAGUAUGCUUCAACAUUCACUUCCACUUAACCCUUGGCAUUGAUAAUUUCUGAUGCAAAUAUUCUGUAAAUACCAUUUCAAGUUAUUUUACUUUGAAAUUGUUUAAAAUAUUAAAGGAUUAGGAAUUUAAAUUUUAACUGCUCUGAUUUGUAUUCAAUAAAUUUUUUAAUGCUGA
Messenger RNA from Python bivittatus (Burmese python), 8451 nucleotides. The record is from RefSeq and is a predicted model, not a curated record. Lineage: Eukaryota; Metazoa; Chordata; Lepidosauria; Squamata; Pythonidae.